Molecule: messenger RNA, 3999 nt
Organism: Anolis sagrei ordinatus
Lineage: Eukaryota; Metazoa; Chordata; Lepidosauria; Squamata; Anolidae
Gene: GUCY2C
Product: guanylate cyclase 2C
Biological process (GO): intracellular signal transduction; cGMP biosynthetic process; protein phosphorylation
Cellular component (GO): plasma membrane
Molecular function (GO): guanylate cyclase activity; protein kinase activity; ATP binding
Source: RefSeq, a predicted model, not a curated record
AUGAAGCAGCAAAAGCUGGAUCAAGCUUUGAGGGCAUUGUUCCUCUUCACCCAGCUGCUGUGGCAUAGUGGUGAGGGCAAAUGUCUUGAUAAUGACCCUUUGAUCAAUGUAAUGAUACUGAGUGACUCUGAUGUUCCAGUAAGCUCAAAAAACAUUAAGCCAGCUGUUGACCUGGGCGUGGAGCUGGUGAAGUCCAUUCUGAAAGAGAACAACAUAAACGUGAAUGUCAAUGCUACACUUGAUGGAAUCGAGGACACGUCACUUUACGUCUCAGACGGCUGCCGCACUAGCACUUGCGAAGGUGUGGAAAUCAUCAGAAAACUUUAUAAUAAUGGUGAUCUUGGAUGUGCUGUCCUGGGUCCCACAUGCACCUAUGCCACGUACCAGAUGGUCUCAGUAGAGACUGUGUUAGGUCUCCCCGUCAUCUCUGCUGGGAGUUUUGGGCUGUCUUGUGACUUCAAAGAGUAUUUAACACGGAUAUUGACUCCAGCCAGGAAACUAAGCUACUUCUUGAUUGAUUUCUGGGGAAAUAAAGGAUUAUUAUUCAAGGAUGUCCCUUGGGAAACUACUUACAUUUAUAAGAAGCUUAACAACACUGAAGACUGCUUCUGGUAUAUGAAUGCCUUAGAAGCUGACGUGACAUUUUUCUCUCUAAACAUCAAAUACAAGGAGAUCAUAAGGACACAAGAAUACCUACAGGACAUUGUGAAGGACUCAAAUCGGAAAAGCAAUGUGAUCAUCAUGUGUGGUACUCCACAUGAUAUUGAGAUAGCCCUAGGAGGUGUAGCGAUGGAUGAGGAUAUUGUUGUCAUCCUGAUAGAUCUUCACAGUAAUGAAUACCAUGAAAAUGCGAACUCAGCUGAAUACAUGAAGCAAGUCCUUGUCCUGUCUCUGGCACCAACAAACAAUAGUGCAGUUUCAAACUAUAGUGGGAUUCCUGUUGAUCCUGCUAAUCUCUAUCUGCUAGAUGAUGACUUCAUUGUUGGCUAUUUGGAUGCUGUUUUGCUCUUUGGCCAUGUUUUGAGAAAACUUUUUUUGGAAAAAAUACCAAUAGACUCUCUUGAAUUUAUUAAGCAAUUCCGGAAUAUCACUUUUCAAGGCAUUCUUGGUCCUGUAAUCUUGGAUGAAUAUGGAGACAUCGAUGUCAAUUUCACAAUUUUUUAUACAUCAAUCGGUGAACCUAAAUAUAAGAUCCUCUUGCGAUAUGACACACAUACGAAUAGGACAGUAACAGGAAAAGAAAAACCUAAUUUCAUAUGGAAAAGAAGUAUGCUGCCUAAUGAUAUUCCCAGUACUGGCCCAUCCGUUCUGACUAUAGCUGUUUUCACUCUUACUGGGAUAGUGGUGCUGGUUCUGAUCAUCGCUCUGCUGGUGCUGAGGAAGUACAGGAGAGCUAAUGAACUCCGGCUGAAGAGAUGGUCCCACAUCCCACAUGACAAGAUACUGCCUUUGGAGACCAAUGAGACAAGUCAUGUCAGUUUGAAGAUUGAUGACGACAAAAGGCGUAGUACUGCCCAGAGGCUGCGUCAAGGCAAAUAUGACAAGAAGGUGAUCAUUUUAAAGGAUUUCAAAUCCAGUGAUGGGAAUUUUACAGAGAGACAGAAGAUAGACCUAAACAAGCUCCUUCAAAUUGACUAUUACAACCUGACGAAGUUCUAUGGAACAGUCAAGAUGGAUACCAUGAUCUAUGGAGUAAUUGAGUACUGUGAGAGAGGAUCAUUGCGGGAUGUCUUAAAUGAUAAAAUCUCCUAUCCUGAUGUCACUUUCAUGGAUUGGGAAUUUAAAAUUUCUGUUAUGUAUGAUAUUGCCAAGGGGAUGUCCUACCUGCAUUCAAGCAAAACCGAGCUCCAUGGGCGCCUGAAAUCUACAAACUGUGUUGUUGAUAGCCGCAUGGUGGUGAAGAUCACUGAUUUUGGCUGCAAUUCUAUUCUGCCACCAAAAAAAGAUCUCUGGACUGCUCCCGAACACCUCCGUCAUGGUGGAGUUUCUCAGAAAGGUGAUGUGUACAGCUAUGGAAUUAUAGCACAGGAGAUCAUACUUCGUAAAGAAACUUUCUACACUAACAAUUGCCGGGAUCAUAAAGAAAAACUCUACAGAGUAGAAAGCGGCAAGGGACAAAGACCAUUCCGACCAGAUCUUUUGCUGGAGACUGAGGGAGAAAAGGAACAGGAAGUAUAUCUUCUUGUGAAAAGCUGCUGGGAGGAAGAUCCAGAGAGGAGGCCAGAUUUCAAGAAAAUUGAAACUACUCUUGCAAAGAUAUUUGGCAACUAUCACAGCCAAACCAAUGAAAGCUACAUGGACACUUUAAUCCGACGUCUACAGCUAUAUUCAAGAAAUCUGGAGCAUUUAGUGGAAGAGAGGACCAAACUUUACAAAGCAGAACGAGACAGAGCAGACAGACUUAACUUCAUGCUUCUCCCAGGUCCUGUGGUAAAGUCUUUGAAAGAAACUGGAUUGGUAGAGCCAGAACUCUUUGAAGAAGUCACAAUUUACUUCAGUGACAUUGUGGGGUUCACAACAAUCUGUAAAUACAGCACUCCAAUGGAAGUGGUAGACAUGCUUAAUGAUAUCUACAAGAAUUUUGAUCACAUUCUUGACCAUCAUGAUGUUUACAAGGUGGAAACCAUUGGAGAUGCAUACAUGGUAGUGAGUGGUUUACCAAGGAGAAAUGGCAACUGUCAUGCAGUGGAUAUUUCAAAAAUGGCACUGGAUAUAUUGAGCUUUGUGGGCUCCUUUGAGCUUCAACAUCUUCCAGGGCUUCCUAUAUGGAUUCGAAUUGGAAUUCACUCUGGUCCAUGUGCUGCUGGUGUGGUUGGAAUUAAAAUGCCUCGUUAUUGUUUGUUUGGAGAUACAGUGAACACAGCUUCGAGAAUGGAAUCUACAGGUUCACCUCUAAGAAUUCAUGUAAGUGGUUCUACUAUUGCUAUCCUCAAGAGGACAGACUGUCAAUUCCAGUAUGAAAAGAGAGGAGAGACGUAUCUGAAGGGCAAAGGAACUGAGAUUACUUACUGGCUGACAGGCAUGAAGGACCAGCAGUAUAAUCUCCCAACACCACCUUCUGUGGAGAAUCAGCAACGUUUGCAGGCUGAAUUUGCUGAAAUGAUAACACACUCUCUUCAGAAAAGGGAAACAGAAGGAUUCCAGGAGCGAGAGAUUUCACGCAUGUCUUCUUACAGAAAAGGCACUUUGGAAUAUCUGCAACUGGCUACUACAAAAUGCUCUAGCACCUACUUGUAAAAUAGCAUAAGGACAUAAUUAAAGAAUCCCCAAAAGUUAAAAAAGUAACCAGAUGUCACAUAGACUCCAUGUAUUUGCAGUAUUUGUUAAGAAAAGGAACAUGUUUCUUUUUCCCUCUGUCACAUGGGCAAAUACAGAUUUCCAAAUGUAAGAUGUUUCUUAUUAUCUAAUUAGGGACUUUGUUGAUGCAUUGGUUUUUUUACAGCAUAAAAGACACAAUCAGAGGGCGUUCAUGUGACAGCCCCUCCACAUCCAGUUUCUGGGUCGAAAUUGGAGUCAAAUGAGAUCAACGAAGAAUCACAUGUACAAAAUAUUCCCCCCUUCCAAAACUUUUUAAAGCACUUUGCACGGCACAAAUUGUGCUGAUUCCUGCUUUGCAAUGGCCUUCACUUAAAUGGAGGCAGUUGGUAGAAAGGAGGUCUGGUGAAGUUAAUACAGACUUCAUCCCUACAUAUCUCUUAUAAGUCAUUUUGAGCAUACCAACGAGUAUUUUAUAUAAAUUAGUAAAUAAGGGAGAGAACAAGCUUUUUAAACUAUUCCUGUUUAAAAUUGUCUGCCCAUGCCCUUGAUUCUCAUAGGUGUAUGUGUAGGUAAGGAUUUUUGUAUUGCAAACACCCUGUUCCCUAUUCGUAAAAAUACCUCUAAAAUAUUUGUUAUUUAAAAUAUGUUGAUCUGGUAUCCAUUUUUGUAAUUUAAGGCUUUAAUUGCCAUGUCUUAUUUUAUAUUUGUUUGGAAAUGUGUAUUACUGUAUUUGAAGGUGAA